GCCGCGCCCCCGCCCGCCGCGCCCCCGCCCUCCGCGCCGCGGUGCGCGGGGCGCCGGGCGGCCGCGGCGGGGUGGCUGCCGGCUCUCCCCCAAAGUUUUUGGAUCCGCGUCUCCUCAUGAUGUAUGGAUGAUAUAUUGCAUUGUGGGUGUCAAUAUAACUGACGGCCAUAUUUGCCGGUGCUGCUACUGCUGUAAACAACCCAAAGUGUCUGGGAGACACGGAGACGCUUCGCUGAAUUUCAGGACGCUUCUCCUCCUCCCGCUGGCCAUGUCUCUGGGAAUGUCUUACAAGCCCAACUUGAACGCCCACAUCCCCGGGACUCCCCUCAACCCGGCUGGGAGUGUUCACUCUCCCUCCACAAGUAUGGCAACGUCUGCACAAUACAGACAGCUCAUAAAUGACUAUGGACCCCCAUCUCUAGGCUAUACACAAGGGAUGCAGGGUACCAGCAGCAGUCAAGUACCACAGAGCAAAUAUGCAGAACUUCUAGCUAUCAUAGAAGAAUUAGGAAAAGAGAUUAGACCCACAUAUGCUGGGAGUAAAAGUGCGAUGGAGAGGCUAAAAAGAGGCAUUAUUCAUGCCAGAGGAUUAGUUCGGGAAUGCCUGGCUGAGACGGAACGAAACGCACGAUCUUAGCCCACUAAUUCAGCUGCAAGAUUUUCCAUCUCUUCAUGAAGAAAAAGUAACACUUAUUCCUUUUGACUCUUGAAACAUUCAGACAAAUUCCUUUAUUUUGAAUGUUUUACCUUUCUUGUUUUGCCCUUGCAAAAAUGUAUAGUUAAGAAUGAAAAAAAAAAAAACCAACCAAGGAUUUUUCAACUUACUGAGGGUUUGCAUUUUGUAAAGACGUUAAAACUCCCUAAAAUGUUUCUAAAACAUGGAAACUGAAGUGCAUGCAGAGGAAUGCUCUUUCUCUCUCCCAGGCUAUAUUUCAGUUCUCUUCUUAUCCAGCCACAGCCUCAUUCUGUUUUUUCCUUCAACUAUAUUCACUUAUCCCCAAACUGUCAAUCUUUCAAAGUUUGACAUAAGCUCUAAGGAUUUUUUUAAUAAAUGCAGAAUAGCAUGCUGUACCUAGUAGUCUGCUAAGUCACAAUUUGUCAUACAGCAUAGACCCUGCUUAGAAAUAACCUCCCCCUUCUCUUAUUUUUCCUUUUUUUGUUCAUUUUGCAUAAACAUUUGCAUGACUGUUAGUGCUUUGAAGUCCAUUUAAAGUGCAUGAGCUAUAUGGAAAAUAGGGAAACCUAUUAAAUAAUAACAAGGUCCUGGAAAGCUAAUUCCUACAUUAAGGCUGGAGAUUUCAGUUUAAAGUUUGCCAAAAAAAAAAAAAAGGAAAAUUCUGGAUAAAUUACUAAAACUGUUAUUUGCAUCUUUGUAUGUAUUUAUUACUUGACGUAAUAAAGCUUAUUUUCAUUAACAGUUUGUAUUAAAA
Messenger RNA from Pipra filicauda (Wire-tailed manakin), 1430 nucleotides. It is a transcript of the gene CDK2AP1, whose product is annotated as cyclin dependent kinase 2 associated protein 1. The coding region runs from base 128 to 637 and encodes 169 amino acids. Gene Ontology annotation, cellular component: nucleus; cytoplasm. NCBI's taxonomy places the organism in Eukaryota, Metazoa, Chordata, Aves, Passeriformes, Pipridae. The transcript is spliced from 4 exons. The record is from RefSeq and is a predicted model, not a curated record.